This is a messenger RNA of Mucor mucedo, 549 nucleotides long. Its product is annotated as Homeodomain-like protein. The record is from RefSeq and is a predicted model, not a curated record. The annotation marks the transcript as partial. NCBI's taxonomy places the organism in Eukaryota, Fungi, Mucoromycota, Mucoromycetes, Mucorales, Mucoraceae. The transcript has 2 exons.
AUGAAUCAAUCAGGCAAGGGUGUAUUUUCUGUAUUUAAACAAGACGUAGGCAGCAUCAGUCGACACACACCAUCUUAUUGUCGUUGGACAGAAGCAGAAGAUAAAUUACUUUUGGAAGCAGUGGAUCUUUACGGAUCUCAUAAAUGGUCUCUUAUUGCCAGUCAUGUUCCCAACCGUACACCUGUCCAAUGCUCUACCCGUUGGCUAGGUGCCUUGAACACCCAUGUACAGAAGGGUCGUUGGUCCAAGGAAGAAGAUGAUAUCCUCACUGCUUCUGUUGACAAGUAUCUCAGUAAAAAGUCAUCACAACAAGACACACUCUCUUGGAGUAAAAUAGCACAAAAGAUCCCUAAUCGUACUGGUAUUCAAUGUCAAGCACGUUGGACAGAAGCAUUGGAUCCCUCAGUACGAAAGGGUCGUUGGAAGAAAGACGAAGAUGACAAGUUACAAUCCGCCGUCAAAAAAUUCGGUUGUUGUUGGAUUCGUGUCGCUGAAUCGAUUCCAGGCAGAACACAACGUCAAAGUAGAACACGAUGGAAUCAAAUCCAA